This is a messenger RNA of Vicugna pacos (alpaca), 4311 nucleotides long. The record is from RefSeq and is a predicted model, not a curated record. NCBI's taxonomy places the organism in Eukaryota, Metazoa, Chordata, Mammalia, Artiodactyla, Camelidae.
AUGGCACGGAUAAAGGCCAAGGCCAAGAGGCGCAGCAGAGCGAAGACCUGCCUCCUGUCCCUGCAGCAGAUCUCCCAUGCCUCUGCUGCUGUGGCCAGCGUGUUCUCCAUCGUGGUGUUCGGCUCCAUCGUGAACGAGGGCUACCUCAACAGCUCCUCAGAGAGCGAGGAAUUCUGCAUCUACAACCGCAACUCCAACGCCUGCGGCUACGGGGUGACCGUGGGCGUGCUCGCCUUCCUCACCUGCCUGCUCUACCUGGCCCUGGACGUGUACUUCCCGCAGAUCAGCAGUGUGAAGGACCGCAAGAAGGCCGUCCUGUCCGACAUUGGCGUGUCGGCCUUCUGGGCCUUCCUCUGGUUCGUGGGCUUCUGCUACCUGGCCAACCAGUGGCAGGUCUCCAAGCCCAAGGACAACCCGCUGAACGAAGGGACGGACGCUGCCCGGGCCGCCAUUGCCUUCUCCUUUUUCUCCAUCUUCACGUGGGCGGGCCAGGCUGUGCUGGCCUUCCAGCGAUACCAGAUUGGCGCCGACUCGGCCCUCUUCUCCCAGGACUACAUGGACCCCAGCCAGGACUCCAGCAUGCCUUACGCCCCCUACGUGGAGCCCAGCGCCGGGCCAGACCCCACCGGCAUGGGCGGCACCUACCAGCAGCCGGCCAACACCUUCGACACUGAGCCCCAAGGCUACCAGUCUCAGGGCUACUGAGCCGCAGUGACCGGCUGCCCCUGCCCUACCCCAGCUGCCCCCUGCCCUCUCCCUCCACACCCGACCCUCUGCUCCCUCCCAGGCUGCCCUGCUUAGUGCCUCCAGGUGGUUUCACUGAGGUCCAGGGCAGCUCGGGUGGGAUGGGGCAGUAGGUGUUGGGGCGAUAUCCCAGUAAGUUGUGUCCAGCAGGCCCCUGGGGGGUUUGCAUUCAUUCUUUGUGUCUUCGAGCAAUCAUUGAGCACCUACUGUGUGUCAGGCCUGUUCUGGGCAGAGUGGCGAAAGACAAAUGGUUCCCGGAAAGGGGGAAGAGAUGUAGAGGGGGCCCUGCGGGUACCAGAGGGAAAGGUCGGCCGGGAAUGUUUGGCUAUGGUGUGUGACUGGGGGCUGUCACCCACUAGGAUUGACACAGUCCCCCUGCUUGGAGUGUUUGGGCCGUCUCCAUGUUAUGGUUGAGGAAACUGAAGCGUGGAGAAGUCAAGAAGCCCAGUGUCACUCAGGCAGCCAGUGAUGGAGGUGCAACCAAGGCCAGGCUGCCCGACUUCAGAGCACCUGCUGUCCCCUGUCCUCCCUGCCUCCCCCUAUCCCUGAGCCAGGGGCUCCACUGCUCAGUGCUACUGUCACUCUAGGAGGCCUUGGGGACCUCAGCCCGUGAGACACCCUGAUUCUGCUGCAAGCCAGGGGCCUAUUCUGCCCUGACUGUUCCCCCUAGCGGGACAGCUCUGCCUCCAGGCCCCUCUCCCCACAUCUCAUGACCCCUCUCCGGCCUCCUCCCAGGGCAGGAGAGCCGAGAGGGCUCGCCUCACUCCCUCGGUCCCCUGUCCUGCUCUGUGCUGUGCUUAUCCCAUCGGGAUCUCCAGCACCCCUUCAUGGUCUCCUGAAGGACUGACUGCUGUCCCUGCCUCUAGAAGGGGCUUGCUAAAUCCCUGCCUGGGGCUGGAUGGACAAGGAGGCCCAGAACGGGGAGCGACCGGCCCAAGGUCACAGUGAGUGAGUGGCAGAGCUGGGCUUGCUACCUGGGCUUCUUGGCCCCAGGCACCCAGCAGGUGCCCCAUUCCCUGCCCUUGUGACCUCCCAGGAAACAGAGCUGAUCUGGGACACUGUGUCAUCUUCCCCUCAUCCGGGCUCAGCCAGGGAUAGUCAAGGACAUGGAGGGUCCCUCUUCUGGCCUUCCAGACGGCCUGCCAAGGGUCUGGUCUCUCUGUGGGAGGACAGGGGCUCUAGACCCAGCAAGGCCAGCCUGCAAGCUGCUGCCAUGGGACAAAGUGUCCCCAGGGUGAAUGGUGAGAGCCCUUGGUACAUAUGAAAGGCUCAGGGAGGCCACAGGCUGAAGGGGAGAAGGGCAGGUGUCCCCAAGGGCACAGGGAGGGUUGUAGAGGGCAGGGAGGGACUCUGGCACAACCUGCGCUCUUCACUGAGUCUUAAGGGAUGAGGAGGCCUUGAAGAGGGGAGAGAGGUGUGGGAGACCUGGGGCCCAGCAUCCACCAGCCAGUCCUCAGGGAGCAGGGCAACGGGGUUGUGGACGUUCCCACCACCAGCCCCCACAAGAACCCGAAGAGGCAGGUACUAUUCACUCACCUGCCUUUUGGUUCAGCAGUUAUGAGACAUCUGUGCCAGGGAUAGUGUGAGGGUAGGGUCCCUGCCCCAAGGAGCAGAUGUCAGAUAUGAGCAUUAAACCAAUAUCUGUACCCAGGGUCCAUUACAGGGUGAAGUGCUAUUCGAGUGCAUGACGGGCUGAGGGCCCUGAGGAGCGGCCCUGCGGAUGGGCAGGAGUUAGCCUGGAAACCAGGGCAGGAGGGGGGAUUUCCCAGGCAGAGAAGUAGCAUCAUUGUCCCCACUUAACAGAAGGGGAGAAAGGCUCAGAGCCUGUGAGUGAGUUAGUGAAGCAUGGAUUGGGUCUGGUCACGUCCUCCCAAGGGACAGCAGUGACAGGAGAGGACCCCAGACAGCCGAGUGACAGCUGCUUGUUGCUGACUUUGGUUUUCCAUGUCUGGGGAAGGGGCUGUAUCUAUGGUUCUCUCCCUUGGGUGGCCCAAGUAGGGACAGGAUGGGAUCAUAGUAUCUGCCAGGCUGAGCAGUGGAACCUGUACCAGCCCAGAGGUUUGUGAAGCAGAUGAAGGUAUGGGUGGGCAUGGGUUUUUCUGGCAGAGAGAAGUUCUGUGCCAACGCAGGAUGCUGUGAAAAGCCCACUCCCUCGCCCACUCCCCACCAAAAGCCUCCCUUGCUGAUGGGCAGUGGAGACCUAAGGAUGCUGCCCAUCUGUUCUCCCUGGGUGCUGACCAGCUGCUGAUGAUGCUGGGCUAGAGGGCAGGGUACCAUUUAAGCUUCACCCAACCCCUGGGUGUUUAUUACAGUCUCUCCCUGCCACCCCAGAAUGGGAAGUUUAUAAGACCCCUGCCAGGAGUAGGGGGUGCUGAAUCAUCUCAGCAUCCUCCACUCGUCCUGGGUGCAGCCCAGACAGGAUUGGUCCUACUGUCAAGCUGUGCGGUAGGGAAGGCGAGAAACAGUGGAUGAGAGAUUUGGAGGGCAGGAUAUGAUUGUGACCCGGGGCUCCUGACUCCCCUGCGGGGUGGCUGGUGGGGAAGCCUUGCCCCUGUUGGCUGAGGAUAACCUCCUGGGGGCCUCAAGCUUAGAGCCUGUGCUCACAGGCCAGCGGUAUCCCUUUUUCCCUUCCUGCUGCCCUCUUCUGCCUCCCCUUUGCUUCCAAGCCCUUCCUUGGAGAAGGGCACCCUUGCAGCCUGACCUUGCUGAGUUUGGGCUCCCUCCUUCCAUCAAGCGCAAGAAAGGACCAAGGAAAACUGGGUUCCACAUAAGUUUAGAGCUGCAAGGAUGCUUAGAUGUGGAGAGUUGGGCCAGGAAGACAGUGACUUGUCCAAUGUCAAGCACAGAGCUAGAGUUUCGGGAUCCAGGUCUUCUGCCUCAGAGUUGACACUGAUCCUGCACAGUCACAGGCCAUCUGCCUCGGUGCGGCUUCUGGUCCACCUAGGGGUGUAAUAGUUGAGGGACUAAUUCCCAGAGUACCGGCUUCUGUUCCCCACUCCAAACUUCCCUGGUGAUUCUUGACCUUCAAAGACUCUUGGGGGUCCCAGGCUUCCCCCAUGUAACCAAGAGCCCCCAUAUUACCCUUCAGGGGCCCCCAACCUUGGCCCAAGACCCCUUUGAUUCUCUUAAGGAGCACAAAGGGGGAACACCUCUCCUAAGAGUUUGUGGGAGGAUGGACUUGUCCAUCCAUCUCCCAGCGCUGCCCCUUGAUGUGAUACUCCCCAUCUCCUGGUGCCCACAGCCCUUGUCUGGGUGCCCCGGCCCUUCCCGCAGCAUUACUGCCUGUGUAUAGUAUAAAUAUAUAUAUAUUUUCUAUAUAUAAGAUGUAUAAUAUAAGGCUCCACAAAUAUAUCUGUGUGUGUGUGUGUGUGUGUGUGCAGUGAAUGGCGGUCCCCAUCCUGGGCCCCGACUCUAGACUCCCCCACCACCUGGUUAAGUCUCAAGAGUGAAUCCAGUGGCCCCUUGGCACCCUCCUUUAUGACAUCCAUCCAUUUGUGGUGAACCAAGUGAAGGUGGUGACUUCUGGUGACAUAGUAAUAAAGUGAAGACUCAAAACCCACCAGCGGA